AUGAAAAUUGGUGGGGCGGGGUGCGGCUCGUCGGGGAAUGCUCCAGCGCAGAGCCUCUCUCGGGGAAGGAAGGGGACGGGGAAAGGGCAGGCGGGCGUUCCCUCGGGUCAGCGGUGCGGGGCGGGAAAAACUCCGCUGCUGCAGACGUAUGUGAUCAAGCUGGCGAGGAGCAGCGGCGUGUCGGAGAGUGGGCAGAGCGAGAAGGUGCUGCUGCUGCUGGAGAGCGGCAUGCGAUUCCACACCACCAACUUCGCCAGGGACAAGAGUGUGACGCCGUCAGGGUUCACACUCAAGCUGAGGAAGCACAUUCGCACUCGCCGCCUUGAGGACAUCUCCCAGAUUGGAAUUGAUAGGGUGGUGGAUUUCAAGUUUGGCACGGGCGAGUCAGCGCACCACGUGCUGCUGGAGCUGUACGCGGGGGGCAACGUUAUUCUCACUGAUAGCCAGUAUUCCGUGCUCACGCUUCUGCGCUCCCACAGGGACGACGAUAAGGGCAUAGCCAUCAUGCCCAACCACCCCUACCCCCUCUCCUCCCUCCGCCCCCUCACUCUCUCCUCCCCCUCCGCGCUCACCAAGGCGCUUCUGGGGGAAGCGCCAGUGGCGGGCGCGGAAGGCCAUGGGAGGGAGGCGGGGGAGGGGGAGGGCGAGGGGGAGAAGAGCAGCGGGGAUGGUGGGGGGAAGGGGGAGGGCGGGGCGAGUGGGGAGGGAGGAGGGGCGGGGAAGGGGAAAGGUGGUAAAGGGGGGAAGAAGGAGAAGGGGGGGAGGAAGGAGAAGGGGAAGAAGGGGCAGGGAGGGGAGGGUGGGGAGUGUGCGGAAGGGGGGGAUGGGGAAUGGGAGGAGCGGGUGGGAGUGUUGAAGGAACGGUUGGGAUCGGUGCUGGGCUAUGGCUUGCCCAUCUGUGAGCAUAUUUGCAAGGAGGAGGUGAUAGUAGCGAAAGUUGUGGCAGCAGCGAGUGCGUUUGAGGAGUGGCUCGUGAAUGUGACUCAAAUGAAGGUCAUUCCGAAAGGCUACAUCUUGCUACGCCGCGAGAAGCAACACCAGCAGCAGCAACAGCACCAGCAGCAGCGAGAGCAGCAGCAGCAGCAGCAGUCACAGCAGCCGCAUAGGAGGCGGCAGAGGGGGGAGAAGAAGCAGCAUUUUGAAGCCAAGAAAGCCGGUGAUGCAAGCGCAGCUGAGCCCAAAGGGGUAGAGGCUGACGGGAAAGAGCAGGAUGAUGAGCAGGGGGCAGGGCAGGGGGAAGGAGCAGGUAAGGGUGAGGAGAAGGAAGAGGAUGACGUGGUGUAUGAGGAGUUCUGGCCCUUGGCUCUGCGCCAACUGCAGCUUGCUGCAGGCGAGGUGACACGUGCUGGAGGAGGAGGAGGUGGUGGAGGAGAGGGAAAAGGAGAAGGAGGAGAGUCAGAAGCCGCAGGGGCAGCUGCAGCGGUAGCGGGAGAAGGAGGGAGCAAAGGAGGGAGGGAGAGGUGGGGGGAUGGCGGGGAGGGUAAGAGUCUGGGGCUGCGUGAGUUUGAGACGUUUGAUGGCGCUAUGGAUGAGUUCUUUGCGCGGUACGAGGGGCAGAGGGCCAUGCAGCAGAGGGCCGCGGCAGAGAAGCAGGCUGCGAGCAAGCUGGAGAGGAUCAGGGCUGACCAGCAAAAGCGAGCGCAGCAGCUGCAGCAGGAGGUUGACGUGGCAGAGCACAAGGCACGGCUCAUCGAGCAGAACCUCGCUGACGUGGACGCAGCCAUCCUGGCGGUGCGCGAGGCGCUGGCGGGCGGCAUGGAUUGGCAGGACCUGGCGGUGAUGGUGAAGGAGGAGCGGCGGGCUGGGAACCCGGUGGCGGCGCUUAUAGCGGCGCUGCAUUUGGACCGAGGGCGCAUUGCUGUGCUGCUCACACCGCCUGAUCUGGACGGCAUGGAGGAUGAGGAGCGGACGGCUCCUGCUGCUCUGGUGGAGGUGGACUAUUCCUUGUCAGCGUACGCCAAUGCGCGCAUGUGGUUCCAGUCGCGCAAGAAGCAGCAGGAGAAGCGCAACAAGACGGAGGCCGCGCACGAGACUGCACUCAAGGCCGCCCACGCCAAGACCUCCCAGCAGCUCGCACAGGCCAAAGUGGCGGCGACAGUGCAGCACAUGCGCAAGGUGCACUGGUUUGAGCGUUUCCACUGGUUCAUCUCCUCCGAGAACUACCUGGUCAUCAGCGGCAGGGACGCGCAGCAGAACGAGAUGCUCGUCAAGCGCUACAUGCGCCGCGGGGACCUCUACAUACACGCGGAUCUGCACGGGGCAGCAAGCACAAUCAUUCGAAACACAGACCAGCACGGCCUAGCACCCAUCCCCCCUCUCACCCUCGCACAAGCCGGCGCAGCCACCGUCUGCCUAUCCGCCGCCUGGGAUUCCAAAGUGGUAACUAGCGCCUGGUGGGUGUACCCGAAUCAGGUCACUAAAACAGCGCCAACUGGCGAGUAUCUGACCGUUGGAUCAUUCAUGAUCCGAGGGAAGAAGAAUUUCCUUCCGCCCGUGCCACUGCAGAUGGCGUUUGGGUUUGUGUUUCGGGUGGAUGAGAGCUGUCUAGGGGCGCAUUUGGGGGAGAGAAGGGUGCGCGGAGGGGGGGAGGAGGGGGAGGGAGGGGACGGGGGGGCGGUGGGGAAGAGAGGAGGGGGAAGAGGGGGAGAGGCGGCUGGUGGCAUGGCGGCUGGGGUAGAAGAAGGGGAAGAGGACGGGGAAGGGGUAUUGGACGAGGAGGGAGAGGGGGGAGUGGUUGGUGCUACUGCUGUCGAGGGAAUGAAUGAAGAGGGUGGAGGGGGGGUUCGGGAAACGGAGAAGCAAGAGAAGGAAGCAGAGAAGGAAAGCGGAGCACCAGAGAAGGAGGAGGAGGAAGAAGAGAUAGAGGAGGAGGGAGAGGAAGAGGAGGAGGGGGGUCUUGAGGAUAUGCUUGAUGCGGUGCUGUCAGUGGGGGGAGCUGGAGGCACGGGCCGAGCCAAGAGAGGCUCGGGCUCAGGUGCGGAUACAGCACAGCAGAAGCAGGGUGGUGAACGGAAAGCAGACGGGAGAGGGCAGGCUGGGAGCUUAUCUUCUGGCGUAUCUGCUGCUGCUAAGUAUGGUCUGGAAGACGUUGGUGUGGCAGGGGAGGGGGGCGGAGAUGAGGAUGAGGGGGAGGAUGGGGGUGACAGGGAGAGGACCGGAGGGGAUGGUGAUGGUGGGAGGGGCGGAGGGCAGAGGAGGGAGAGGGCGUAUGUGAGUCGAGCUGAGCGGAGGAGGAUGAAGAAGGGAGGGGGGAGAGGGGAAGGAGGUGGAGAGGGGCAGGAGAGGGAAGCUGGUGUAGGAGGAGGGGGAGUGGAGAAGAGGGAGGAAGUGGCGGAGGAGGAGGUGGAGGAGGAGGAACAAGGGGAAGAGAUGGGGAGGGGCAAGCGAGGGAAGGGUGGGAGGAAAGGAGGGAGUGGGAAGAAGGGGGUAGAUGAGCAGGAGCAGGAGCAGGGACAGGCACAGGGGAGAGGAGGGAAGGGGGGUUUCGAGGCGGUUAGGGGAGCUCGGGGCAAGAGAGGGCAGAGCAAGAAGCAGCAGAGCAAGUAUGCGGAUCAAGAUGAGGAGGAGAGGCAGCUUCGACUGGCCUUGCUGGGGUCUGCAGGCAACAAGGAAAAAAAGGGGGCAGGCAAGGGCGGAAAAGGUGGUGGUGCUGCUGCCGCUGCUGCUGCUCCCAGUGCUGCUAGUGGUGGUGGUGGGGGUGGCAAGGGCAAGGGUGGAGGCUCUGCAUUGAGUGAGUUGGUGUGCUUCAAGUGCAAGGGCAAGGGGCACCGAGCCAAGGACUGCACUGCUGAUGCUGAUGCUGCUGCUGCUGCUGCUGCUGCUGCUGCUGCUGCUGCUGCUGCUGCUGCUGCUGCUGCUGCUGCUGCUGGUGCUGCUGGUGGUGCUGUUGGUGGUGCUGGUGAAGGUGCCAGUGAGUUGAGCAAGGGAGGAGUGGAGCAGAUCGAAGGGGGCAAUGCAACAGGAACAGCAGGAGGAGGGACUGGCGGGGCGACAGGAGAUGAUUCCGCACAGUCAGAGUUGACAAGUGUUGGGGAAAGCAAUGCGCUUGCCAGUGGGGAAGAGCAGGGUGUGGUGGCACAGGAGGAGCUUCAACUGGAUUCAGAUGCAACAGGGAGGGAGGAGGCAAAUGGCUCACAUGAAACCACAGGAAGCGGAGGAGCAGCAACAGCAGGCGAAAAGGAAUUGGAAGGAGGAGAGGGGGGAGGAGGAGGGAGAGAGGCGGAGGGUGGGGAGAAGCUGCGCCGGCGGGCACGGGCGCGGGCAGAGGAGGCGGAAGUAGAGGCGAUUCUGGCAGAGGAAGAAGUGGCAGAGGUGGGGGAGGAGGAGAGGGAGCGGCUGACAGAGAUCGACUCACUCACGGGCAUGCCUCUGCCCUCCGAUGUGCUGCUGUAUGCCGUGCCUGUGUGCGGCCCUGUGAACGCUCUCGCGAAUUUCAAGUACCGGGUCAAGGUCACGCCAGGCCAUCUUAAGAAGGGCAAAGCUGUCAAGCAAGCAGUGGACCUCUUCUUGCGCUCGCCGGACCUGUCAGCGCGGGAGAGGGAGCUCAUCAAGGCCGUACCUCUCCCGGACCUGGUGUCUGCAAUGAUGUCCAAUGCUAAGAUCACGGCCCCGGGGCUCAAUAAGAUGUUCGGUCUGACGCGGUGCAAGCGCAAUGGCCGGCGCGAUUCGUCGUACGUGCGGCACUCGUGGUACUCCACGUCGUGCCGCCGCUUCAUCCGCUUCAACUCCAGGGGCUUCCUUCGCAUACUCGCCAAUCGCACGUUGGCGAUCAUCGGCGACUCCAUCGCCAUCGCCAACUUCCUCCCCGCCAUCCUCUGCCAGUUGCGCGCAGUCACCGCCGUCUCCGCGCCCACGCGCCACCUGCUUCCGCGCGGGCCGCUGGGGCAGCGCUCUCCGCAGCUGGACGCGCGGAUUUACCGCGUGCCCGCGGUCGGCGGGCGGAUCGUGGGGAUCUGGGACGACUAUCUCAUGCGCGUGACGCAGGACAAAUCGAUGCUGACGCGGCUGUUUCCGCGGUACAGCGCGGCGGAGGCGGGCCCGGAGGACGUGGCGAUCGACGUGCAGACGGCGAACCCGCAAUGGGCGGCGCUUCUGGGGGCGGUAGAUCUGGUGGUGCUGGAGACCGCGACGCACUGGCGCACGCUGCGCACUAAGAAGGCAUCCGCCAUGGCUAUCACUGGGCGCGACUGGCGCGUGCUGCCGGGGGUGGACGCGUACCAGGGGUACAGCAAGGCGAUGCAGACAAUCCGGCGGCUGUUCGAGUCUCCGCGCGCCGCAGUCACAUCCUCCUCCUCCCCCAGCGCGCCCUCGACGUUCUUCGCCGACGCGGAUGCCGCCGACGCUGACGUGGACGACGGCGCAUACGGUUACACGGAUGAGAUUGACGGUGAUAAUGAUGGUGAUGCGCGUGACAGCAGCAGCGCGAGCACGCCGGCACGCGGCCUUGCCUCUACUACAACCCCAUCGCCGUCCACUUCAAUAUCAUCAUUACUAUCACCGUCGUCGUCAUCAUCAGCAGCAGUAGCAGCAUCGUCAGCAUCAGCGGCUGCAUCAGCGGCGGGGGGUAGUAGCAGGCGCGGUGGUCCUCUAGCGUUCUUCAUGACGGCGUCCCCGCAGCACAACGCCAAGAAGCUCGGCGGACCGGGGCUCUGCGGGUCGCCCGGCCACGUGCUCACUCGGAAAGAGGUAGCGCGCAUGGAGCGCAACAACGUGCAGCUGUCGCGCUUCCUGCCCAUGCAGCGCGCGGCCUUCCCCCCGGGGGGCGCGGUGCGCCUGCUGGACAUUGCGCGCAUCUCCGCCAUGCGCCCCGAGGCGCACGUGGGCAACUGGUCGAGCGCCACUGGCAAGCCCACUACUUCUCUCCUUACCUCACUCUCCUGCUGUCACCACAUCCCCCCACAUCAUCAUCACAUCAUCCCCUGCUGUCACGCCCAUCAUCCCCACCCAUCCGCCCCACACCAGACGCGCUAUUUUGAUUGUCUACACUGGUGCCAGCCUGGCGUGCCGGACAUCUGGGCAGACCUAUUCUACCACCAGCUGUUGCAGGAGCCCUCGCUGCAACCCCCCCGCCCCUCCGCGCCCCCCUCUCCGCCCAAACCCUCAAAGCCCCCUUCUCGCCCUCCCUCCAAAGCCCCCUUCCCCACGUCCCCCUCCCGCUCGCCUUCCACCUCUCCCUCUCGCUCUCCUUCUCGCUCGCCCAUGCCAUCCAAGUCACCCAAGCCAAAGAUACCCACCACCAGCAAGCCUCCCCGCAAGCCCUCCCCUUCCCCCUCCCCCACCCACAACCCCAUCCCCACCCCCCGCCCACCACGCAAGAACAACCCAUCACCCCCCCGCAAGUCCCCUUCCCCCUCCCCCGCACUCUUCCCCCAGCCUUUCCCCCGCCCCUCACCCCGCCCUCUCCCCAAACCCUCCCCGCAAGCACCCCCCAAGCUAAACCUUCAGCCCUUUCCUCGACCUUUGCCAAAGCCCACCUCCCGCCGACCCUCCCCCAAGCCUUCCCCCCAUCCCCCAAACCGCUCCCCCCAGCCUACGCCCAAGCCGUCCCCCAAGCCCUCCCCCAAGCCUUCUGCCAGGCCUUCCCCCAAGCCUUCCCCCAAGCCUGCCCCCAAGCCUUCCCCCAAGCCUUCCCCCAAGCCUGCCCCCAAGCCUGCCCCCAAGCCUUCCCCCAAGCCUUCCCCCAAGCCCUCGCUUAACCCCGCCCCUGAGCGUCCCCCCUCCCCCUCCUCUUCCCCUGAACGCUCCAUGCGGCCUCGUGAUCCCCCAUCCAUGGAUAACACCUCCCCUGGGAACAAGGGCGGGGGAGGGGGGAGAAACACAGGAGCGGGGGGAGGAGGAGGGGGGAGCAGCACGCCGAAUCGCAUGAAACCCCGGGUAGACACACACUUGCAGGGGGGAGGGGGAGAAGGGAGUGGGGGGGCAGGAGGAUUGGGAGAGGGGGGACAGACAGGAGGGAGUGGAGGAAGGAUGAAGGGCACGAAGAUGAGUCCGAGUGGUGGUGUGGAGGGCAAGAGCGUUGAGAGCCAGGGAUGGGGCGAUGGAGCAGCAGCAGGAGGUGAUGUUGAUGAUGGGUACGGUGCAGACGACAGUUACAGCAGUGGUUACGGUGAUUAUUCUGAUGGUGAUAGCGGUACUGGUGCUGGUGAUGGCAGCAUGGGGAGCAGUGCCAGCAGCCACGCAGCAGCGGGAGCUUCUGCUGCUGCGUUUUCUGCCUCGAGUGAUAUUUCCGAGUCUGAUGAUGGGGAUGGUUACAGUUUGGGCGCAGAGCAGGCAACUUUACGUGGUCAAACGAGUGGGAAGGAAAGGGCAGGCAACAGCAGCAGGUCAACAAUCAUUAUCACAGCAUCUGCUGUCGCAGAAGCACCCCCAGCGACCAUCCCUCUGCCUUCCAGUGAAGCAGCUGCUGCAAGCAGAUUACACGGCCACCGCUCCCCCUGGCACCAACACCACCAUCGCCAAAGCCAAAGCCAAGGCCACGAUC
Messenger RNA from Closterium sp. Naga37s-1, 7480 nucleotides. The record is from the annotation of a GenBank genome assembly. Lineage: Eukaryota; Viridiplantae; Streptophyta; Zygnematophyceae; Desmidiales; Closteriaceae.